AGAAGAGCCUUCGUCUCUCUACCUCUCUAUCACAUUCCUCAACCUACCCACCGCUUGUUUGAUAAAAUUCCUCUCUGAAAAUGUACGUUGUGAAACGAGAUGGGCGGCAAGAGACGGUGCAUUUCGAUAAGAUUACUGCGAGGUUGAAGAAGCUCAGUUAUGGGCUGAGUAUCGACCACUGUGACCCGGUGCUGGUCUCCCAGAAGGUCUGUGCUGGCGUCUACAAGGGCGUCACCACGAGUCAACUCGAUGAGUUGGCUGCGGAAACCGCCGCUGCUAUGACUACUAACCACCCUGAUUACGCUUGCUUGGCUGCGAGAAUUGUUGUUUCGAAUCUACACAAGAAUACUAAGAAAUCCUUUUCGGAAACGAUCAAGGACAUGUAUUACCAUUUCAAUGAGAGAUCUGGACUGAAGGCUCCUCUGAUUGCUGAUGAUGUUUAUGAGAUCAUCAUGCAGAAUGCUGCUCGUUUGGACAGUGAGAUAAUCUAUGAUCGAGAUUUUGACUAUGAUUACUUUGGCUUCAAAACCCUUGAGAGGUCCUACCUCUUGAAGGUCCAAGGGACGGUUGUAGAAAGGCCUCAGCAUAUGUUGAUGAGGGUUGCUGUUGGAAUUCACAAAGAUGAUAUUGAUUCUGUUCUCAAAACAUACCAUUUGAUGUCUCAACGAUGGUUCACCCAUGCGUCUCCCACACUUUUCAAUGCUGGAACACCAAGGCCCCAGUUAAGCAGCUGCUUCUUGAUUUGCAUGAAAGAUGAUAGUAUUGAAGGAAUAUAUGAUACUUUGAAGGAGUGUGCUGUUAUCAGCAAAUCAGCUGGAGGUAUCGGUGUCUCAGUUCAUAAUAUUCGUGCAACAGGCAGCUAUAUUCGUGGCACAAAUGGGACAUCUAAUGGUAUUGUCCCAAUGCUGCGGGUGUUCAAUGAUACUGCUCGUUAUGUUGAUCAAGGAGGUGGCAAGAGAAAGGGUGCUUUUGCUGUGUACUUGGAGCCAUGGCAUGCUGAUAUAUUUGAGUUUCUCGAGCUUCGGAAAAACCAUGGAAAGGAAGAGCACCGUGCUCGAGAUUUAUUUUAUGCUCUUUGGGUUCCAGAUCUCUUUAUGGAAAGAGUCCAAACUAAUGGGCAAUGGUCAUUAUUUUGUCCUAAUGAGGCUCCAGGACUAGCAGAUUGUUGGGGGCCGGAAUUCGAGAGACUUUACACCCACUAUGAAAGAGAGGGGAAGGCAAAGAAAGUUGUUGAGGCUCGGAGCCUCUGGAGUGAGGUGUUGACAUCCCAGAUAGAAACUGGGACCCCCUAUAUGCUUUUUAAGGACACUUGCAACAGAAAAAGCAACCAGCAGAACCUGGGUACCAUAAAAUCUUCAAAUUUGUGUACUGAGAUAAUUGAGUACACAAGUCCAACAGAGACUGCUGUGUGCAACCUGGCAUCUAUUGCUCUACCACGAUAUGUCAGAGAAAAGGGUGUUCCAAUUGAGUCACACCCAUCUAAGCUAGUUGGGAGCAGAGGUUCAAAGAAUAGAUACUUUGACUUCGAAAAAUUAGCAGAGGUUACUGCAGUUGUUACUGAAAAUCUUAACAAAAUUAUUGAUGUUAAUUACUACCCUGUUGAAUCUGCGAAAAGGUCUAAUAUGCGACAUAGACCCAUUGGUAUUGGAGUUCAGGGACUUGCAGAUACCUUCAUCUUGCUUGGAAUGUCAUUUGAGUCGCCAGAGGCGCAACAACUAAACAAGGACAUCUUUGAGACUAUCUACUACCAUGCUUUGAAAGCAUCAUGUGAGAUAGCUGCUAGAGAAGGUCCCUAUGAAACAUAUCAGGGUAGUCCAGUGAGCAAGGGAAUUCUCCAACCUGACAUGUGGGGUGUAACUCCUUCAGAUAGGUGGGACUGGGGAGCUCUUAGGGAUAUGAUAUCAAAGAAUGGAGUGAGAAAUUCACUUCUUGUGGCUCCAAUGCCGACUGCCUCCACAAGCCAGAUUCUCGGAAAUAAUGAGUGCUUCGAGCCAUAUACUUCCAAUAUUUACAGUCGCAGAGUCCUAAGUGGUGAAUUUGUGGUAGUGAACAAACAUCUUCUUCAUGACUUAACCGAGAUGGGUCUUUGGUCUCCUGUUAUCAAGAACCAGAUAAUAUAUGAUGACGGUUCUGUCCAGCAGAUUCCAGAAAUCCCCGAGGAACUGAAAGUGAUUUACAAGAAUGUUUGGGAGAUCAAGCAGAGGACGUUGGUUGAUAUGGCUGUUGAUCGAGGCUGUUACAUAGACCAGAGUCAAAGCCUCAACAUACAUAUGGAGCAGCCCAAUUUUGCAAAGCUAACUUCCCUACACUUCCAUGCGUGGUCAAGGGGUUUGAAGACUGGAAUGUACUAUCUUCGCUCACGUGCUGCAGCCGAUGCUAUCAAGUUCACCGUUGAUACUUCCAUGCUCAAGGAAAACCCUAAGGUGGGGGUAGAAGAUGAUGAUACAAAGAUGGCACAGGUGGUUUGUUCUCUCACAAACCGUGAAGAGUGCAUGGCUUGUGGAAGUUAAAGGAGUGUUAUUAAUAAUAAUGAAAUAGUAGUAGUAUAUUGUGUAUAGUUAUGAUAGCAUUAUGGCUUGUAUUAUGAAAUUGAAUGUCGUGGAAUCCCAAUUGACAUUUAAUUUACAAAUUGAAAUUGGCUUAAUUUCAAUUAUA
Pistacia vera is the source of this 2655-nucleotide messenger RNA. RefSeq names its product ribonucleoside-diphosphate reductase large subunit. Lineage: Eukaryota; Viridiplantae; Streptophyta; Magnoliopsida; Sapindales; Anacardiaceae. Gene Ontology annotation, cellular component: ribonucleoside-diphosphate reductase complex. The transcript has 17 exons. The record is from RefSeq and is a predicted model, not a curated record. Gene Ontology annotation, molecular function: ATP binding; ribonucleoside-diphosphate reductase activity, thioredoxin disulfide as acceptor. Bases 81 to 2510 code for a protein of 809 amino acids. Gene Ontology annotation, biological process: deoxyribonucleotide biosynthetic process; DNA replication.